Messenger RNA from Esox lucius (northern pike), 1193 nucleotides. Its product is annotated as ankyrin repeat and SOCS box protein 12. Gene Ontology annotation, molecular function: protein binding. Lineage: Eukaryota; Metazoa; Chordata; Actinopteri; Esociformes; Esocidae. Bases 127 to 1095 code for a protein of 322 amino acids. The transcript is spliced from 5 exons. Gene Ontology annotation, cellular component: cytoplasm. The record is from RefSeq and is a predicted model, not a curated record.
CUUUUGAAAGACUGGAAAGUGUUUACAAAAAAAUUUCCUUAUUAACUUUGUUGUCAGAAAGAUCACUAGUUGGAGACCCAGCAGAUGAGAUGGGGGAGUUGUAACUGUUAAAUACAUCCCAACAGUAUGGUCCUAGACAGUACCAACACAUUCACCAACUGUCUCAUGAUGAGUCUGAUGGAUGUGUCUAAGAUCUUCUCUCUGCUUCAGCCCAAGGAGGAGGAUGAGGAAGACAACGAGCAUGGCCAGGCUUUGAAUCAGGCAGUGAGCAGUGACGACGUGGCGAUGCUGACUGAGCUACUGUCCCAGGACAGCUACCAGAGGUGCAUCAACAACAGAAGUGGCUGGGGGAUCCCUGUCACCCCCCUUCGGACCGCCGCAGCGCACGGCCACCUGAGGUGCCUGGAGCUGCUGCUGAAACACGGGGCGGAGGUGGACAGUCUGGAUGUGAAGGCCCAGACCCCACUGUUCACAGCGGUCAGUGGUAAACACCUGGACUGCGUCGUGGCCUUGCUCAAGGCCGGGGCCGACCCCAACGGCAGCCCGCACAACAACUGCUCCCCGGUGCUGACUGCCGCCCGCGAGGGGGACGUGGAGGUCCUCAGAGAACUGCUUCAGUUCGGGGCCGAGGUGGACGUCUGGCCCAAAGUGCCCGAGUGGGCCUCCAACGCUACGGCUUGCAGAGGACCCCUGUAUAUAUCUGCUGUGUAUGGACACCUGGAUUGCUUUAAGCUGCUGCUUCUUCACGGGGCAAAUUCGAACUAUAACUGUAAGUCGGACAAGAUGCUGGCCAGGAUCAAGCAGCCCAAGACGGUUCUGGAGAUGUGCCUGAGGUACGGCUGUGGGGUGGAGUACAUCCAGCUGCUCAUAGACUUCGGGGCGAAUGUGUAUCUGCCGACAUUGAUUAUUGAUAAGACCACCAAGCAGAACGAGGCUGUUGUGCUGCUGCUGAAAGAGAGAGUCUGUCCAAAAACAUUGAUGUCACAGACACGGCUAGCGAUUCGCCGUUACCUUCCCGUGGUCAAUAAGAUGGCAUCCAUAGACAGCUUGGACAUUCCCCAAAUACUGAGGAACUAUCUGAAACACAUCACCUGACCUCUAACUUCUGGCCCCUGAACUUUGAAUAGUUAUGAUACUGUUACGUCUCAAUUGUCUAAAGUGGAUUUCACUGUUUCAUCUCCACUGUUCUAAAA